Geosmithia morbida is the source of this 1359-nucleotide messenger RNA. RefSeq names its product Flavin-dependent oxidoreductase, luciferase family. Gene Ontology annotation, molecular function: monooxygenase activity; oxidoreductase activity, acting on paired donors, with incorporation or reduction of molecular oxygen. The coding region runs from base 1 to 1359 and encodes 452 amino acids. NCBI's taxonomy places the organism in Eukaryota, Fungi, Ascomycota, Sordariomycetes, Hypocreales, Bionectriaceae. The record is from RefSeq and is a predicted model, not a curated record. The transcript has 4 exons.
AUGGCCGACGAGAAGAGAUGGAUACUGAAUGCCUUCUCGAUGAGCAGCCCAACCCACGUCGCAGCAGACUACUGGAUAGAGCUUGCAGAGAUCCUGGAUGGGAACUUCCACGCCCUGUUCCUAGCAGACAUGCUCGGCGUCUACGACGUGUACAAGGGGCCCGAGAAUAUAAGGGAGGUUAUACCGGGGGCCGCUCAGUUUCCGAUUUCCGAUCCCUCGAUACCUAUCGCCGCCAUGGCUGCUGCGACCAGGUCACUCUCAUUCGGCGUGACGGCAUCUACUACAUAUGAAUCUCCCUUCCUCCUGGCUCGCCGCUACGCGACACUGGAUCACCUUACAAACGGCCGCAUCGCUUGGAAUGUAGUCACCAGCUAUCUUCCCAGCGCGGCCAAGAACCUCGGACUGGAGCAGGAGAUCAAUCACGAUGAGCGGUACGCCAUUGCCGACGAGUUUCUGGAAGUCGUCUAUAAGCUUCUGGAAGGAUCUUGGCGCGACGAUGCUGUCAGGCUCGAUCCUGAUGCGAUGGAAUAUGCAGAUCCCGAUGGAGUUCGCAGAAUCGACCAUGUCGGAAAAUACUUCAAGGUCGCCGGCCCGCAUCUCGUCGAGCCGUCCCGCCAGCGCACCCCGUUCAUCUUCCAAGCAGGCGCCAGCAAAGCCGGUAAAGAAUUCGCCACCAAGCACGCCGAAGCCAUGUUCCUGCCCGGCAUGGAGAUUGCGACCGUCAAGAGGACGGUGGAUGAUAUCCGUGCAACGGCCAGAGCGCAAGGUCGCGAUCCGGCCGGGAUCAAGCUGCUCGUGGGCAUGCUCGUGAUAGUCGACAAGACGGAUGAGAUGGCCCGUGCAAAGUACGACGAGUACCUGUCGUACGCCGACCUGGACGGUACCCUGGCCCUCUUUGGUGGCUGGACGGGGACUGAUCUCGGAGGCUUCGCCGACGAUGACGAUCUGAAGUUCUCGGGGCCGGGGGCCAUUCAGAGCAUGGUGUCCUCCUGGAGCGCUCAGAUACCUGGAUCGGACAAUCUGCGCUGGACCAAGAAACGAGUGGCGCAGGAACUUUCGCUCGGAGGCCCCCACCCGCGGGCUGUUGGCUCGGCCCAGACCGUCGCGGACACCCUACAGAGCUGGGUUGACGAGGCGGACGUCGAUGGCUUCAAUAUCUCGUAUGCCGUGGGCCCCGGAGACCUGGAGGAUGUUGCCAGGUAUCUGGUCCCUGAGUUGAAGCGCAGAGGUGUGUUCUGGGAUGCAGCAAUAGCCGAGGGAAGGACGACGCGCGAGAACUACCUUGGGACCUUUUCUCCGGAUGGGAGACUGAGCGAGGACCAUCCAGGGUCGCAGUAUAAGUGGAAAUCCGGAAAAUAG